Molecule: messenger RNA, 3543 nt
Organism: Sinocyclocheilus anshuiensis
Lineage: Eukaryota; Metazoa; Chordata; Actinopteri; Cypriniformes; Cyprinidae
Gene: epha3
Product: eph receptor A3
Exons: 17
Coding region: 119-3064 (981 amino acids)
Biological process (GO): axon guidance; protein phosphorylation; ephrin receptor signaling pathway
Cellular component (GO): plasma membrane; dendrite
Molecular function (GO): protein binding; transmembrane-ephrin receptor activity; ATP binding
Source: RefSeq, a predicted model, not a curated record
UCAAACUUGACAUCAGCCUCUGAGCCGAGAAUGGUAACUUGUGUCGGAACAGAAGCCCUCACAUGAGUGGCAUGCUUCAUGGAGUUAUGUACCUUGUUUCGCCCCUUCAACUGCUAUCAUGGAUUGCAAAACCUUAAUACUUUUCCUUUUUCUCUUCACGUUUAUUUCCAGCGCAGAAUUCAUUAUUCAUCCAUCCAAUGAAGUUAACCUGUUGGACUCCAAAGCAAGCCAAGGGGAGCUGGGCUGGAUAUCAUCCCCAUCCCACGGGUGGGAGGAAAUUAGCGGUGUGGAUGAGCACUACACACCCAUCCGGACCUUCCAGGUGUGCAACGUGAUGGAAUACAGUCAGAACAACUGGUUGAGGACCAACUGGAUUCCUCGCUAUUCUGCGCAGAAGAUCUAUGUGGAGCUCAAGUUUACCCUGAGAGACUGCAACAGUAUUCCCAUGGUCCUGACCUGCAAAGAGACGUUCAACUUACACUACCUGGAGACUGAUGAAGACCAGGGAAGUAAGUUUCGCGAACACCAGUUCUCCAAAAUAGACACCAUCGCCGCCGAUGAGAGUUUUACUCAGAUGGACCUGGGCGACCGCAUCUUGAAGUUAAACACAGAGGUCCGUGAGGUGGGACCCAUGACUAAGAAGGGCUUUUACCUGGCUUUCCAGGACGUGGGAGCCUGCGUGGCCCUAGUUUCGGUGCGGGUGUACUUUAAAAAAUGCCCUUUUACGGUGAAGAACCUGGCUAUGUUUCCCGACACGGUACCCACGGACUCUCAGUCACUCGUGGAGGUUAGGGGCUCCUGCGUCAACAAUUCCAGGGAGGAGGAUCCGCCAAAAAUGUACUGCAGUACCGAGGGAGAGUGGCUGGUGCCUAUUGGGAAAUGCCUGUGCAACAUAGGAUACGAGGAAUGGGGAGUCGCUUGCCAAGCCUGCCGGCCCGGCUUCUAUAAGGCCUCUUCUGGGAACGUCAAGUGCUCCAAGUGUCCACCGCACAGCUACACGCACCAGGAGGAAGCCGUGCACUGUGACUGCGAGAGAAACUACUUCCGUGCGGAAGAGGACCCCGUCUCAAUGGCCUGCUCUCGACCUCCAUCUGCCCCACGCAAUGUGAUCUCUGCCAUUAAUGAGACGUCAGUGAUUCUAGACUGGAACUGGCCGACUGACAGCGGAGGCAGGAAGGACGUGAUAUUUAACGUGGUCUGUAAGCGAUGUUGGCCGGGUCCCAGGCAGUGUGAACCCUGCCUAGGGGCCGUGCGCUUCCUGCCCCGUGCCACCGGCCUCACUAACACGACAGUAACCGUAGUGGACCUCCUGGCACACACAAACUACACCUUUGAGAUUGAGGCCCAAAACAGAGUCUCCUCCCAGGCCCCCACGAUCCGCCAGUACGCUGCGGUCACCAUCACUACCAACCAAGCAGCUCCAUCUGCAGUGACUGUCAUCAGGAAGGACCGAACAUCCAGAAACAGCAUCUCACUGUCAUGGAUGGAGCCAGAGAGACCCAAUGGAAUCAUUUUGGACUAUGAGGUCAAAUACUAUGAGAAGCAGGAACAAGAGACCAGCUACACCAUCCUGAGGUCAAAGGCCACAAACGUUACUCUGAAUGGGCUAAAACCCGACACCACCUACCUGCUGCAGAUCAGAGCGCGAACCGCGGCCGGAUACGGCGGGAGCAGUCGCAAGUUUGAGUUUGAGACCAGUCCAGACUCCUUUUCCAUCUCCAGUGAGAACAGUCAGGUAGUGCUGAUCGCUGUCUCCUCCGCCGUGGCCAUCAUCCUCCUCACUGUAGUGCUCUACAUUGUGAUUAGCAGGUUUUGUAGGUAUAGCAAGUCCAAACAUCCAGAUGAGAAGAGGCUGCCCUUUGGCAACGGCCACUUGAGACUGCCUGGCAUCAAGACUUACGUGGACCCACACACUUACGAAGACCCGAGUCAAGCCGUGCACGAAUUCGCCAAGGAACUGGACGCGUCCUGUAUUGCCAUCGACAAAGUGGUUGGGGCAGGGGAGUUUGGAGAGGUGUGCAGCGGCCGACUGAAGCUUCCGUCUAAGAAGGAGAUCUGUGUGGCCAUCAAGACGCUCAAAGCCGGAUACACAGAGAAGCAAAGGCGGGACUUCCUCAGUGAAGCGAGCAUCAUGGGACAGUUCAACCACCCCAACAUCAUCAGGUUGGAGGGUGUCGUCACGCGCAGUAAACCUGUGAUGAUAGUGACCGAGUACAUGGAGAACGGCUCUUUGGACGGCUUCCUGCGAAAACACGACGCCCAGUUCACAGUGAUUCAGCUGGUGGGCAUGCUACGUGGCAUCGCAUCUGGUAUGAAGUAUCUGUCGGAUAUGGGUUACGUGCACAGAGAUUUGGCCGCUCGGAACAUCCUGGUCAACAGCAACCUGGUGUGCAAAGUGUCAGACUUCGGCUUGUCCAGAGUGCUGGAGGACGACCCGGAAGCCGCCUACACCACAAGAGGUGGCAAGAUUCCGAUCCGAUGGACCGCGCCAGAGGCCAUCGCCUAUCGCAAGUUCACCUCAGCCAGUGACGUAUGGAGCUAUGGUAUUGUGUUAUGGGAGGUCAUGUCUUACGGAGAAAGACCUUAUUGGGAGAUGUCCAAUCAGGAUGUGAUAAAAGCGGUGGAUGAGGGCUAUCGUCUUCCCCCACCCAUGGAAUGCCCUGCCACACUUUACCAGCUGAUGCUAGACUGCUGGCAGAAGGAUCGAAACAACCGGCCGAAAUUUGAGCAGAUUGUCAGCAUCCUGGACAAGCUCAUCCGCAACCCCAGCAGUCUCAAAAUCACGGCCAGCACCGCUUCCAGACCAGUGAAUCUGCUUCUGGACAGAACCAGCACUGACAUCACUUCCUUUCACACAAUGGGUGAUUGGCUGGAAAGCGCCAGGACAUUGCCCUGUAAAGAUGCAUUCAGUGGGGUCAGCUACAGCUCCUGUGAUACACUGGCCAAAACUUCAGCAGAGGACUUCAAGAAAGUCGGUGUGACGAUCGUUGGGCCUCAGAAGAAGAUCGUGAGCAGCCUAACAACACUUGAAACACACUCAAAGAACGGUCCAGUUCCUGUGUAAAAUUAAAAACGAGUGACGGAAAUGAAAGACACUUAUACGAGAUUGAUGCUGCUUUGGCUUUAACAGACAAGAAAUAGAUAUUAAAUGAAAAUAUGAAGUGGAACUACAGUUCUUGAACACAUGUGCGAUGCAGAACAACCUUCCUGGAGAAAGAUCACGUCUUCCCGGGCACGAGGUGCAAAGGCGAUGAGCGUGUCUUCCAGCGAUUGACAUGUUGCCUUAUCGGCGAGAGAGGCGGAUGAGCACGGGUCUCAUGUUCAGGAGUCUACUGUCACGCUGCAUGGCUUCUCCUAGAGGACAGAGGCCGGUCCGAUCCGAAUGGAUUUAACGAAGAGCUCUUCACAUGUGGCAGGGGAGCAUUAAAAAUCCUUCAGGAAAAAACUUUGCAAAAGCAUCCGUCUUCCUUUUGGAAGGUAGCACUUCAGAGAGGCAAUAGCUUGCACCCCAGAGUUUUGGUGGUUUCUUGUAGAAAAGCCCCC